AGGAAGCAUCGCAGUGUAAUAGCUCCUGCCUCCGGCGCUAUGGCGCGAUAAAAGACAUUCCAUGGCGAGUGUACUGCAAGAAGGGGUGCGGUAGCGGCGGCGAGAGCUGGGAUGAAUGUAUCGAGAAUUGCCGGGCGCUGUGUCACAAGGAUCCGAUCUACAAGGGCGAGAAGUUUGAAUGGACCGCGGCGCUUGACCGAUCUCCCGGCAAUAAGUUCCAAUCUCGGAGAUGCGACAAGGCGUGCUUGAGAGGAUGUGCUUCCAAGUUCCAUGUCACGGAUGAGAUGCUGGCGAACAGGAUUCCAGCGAAGAUAGCGCGCGAUCGUCGCGCCUGGAGGUGGGAACCACGGUACUCGUUUGAUCCUUCGCUCUGGACCUCGGCUUGAUAGAACAGAGAAAUCCAUGCGCUAGAGAGAUGAGUGAUGAUACUGAGGAGAUGGGCAGUUCCUCCUCACUCCUGCGAGCUGGAAAGAGCUCUACUCCAGCAUCUAGAGAGACACAAGGACAAGGUAAUAGAUGUGUAUGGUUUUGCGGGCUUGAUCCAAGCUUGCAGCAGGUCGGGAUCGCCGAGGGCGGCCAAGCAGCUCGAGGCGGAGAUCACUCGCCGGGGAUUCAGAGGGAACAAGUCUCUGGGAAACCAUCUCAUCAACUUGUAUGGGCGACUGGGCUGCGUGCGCGACGCAGCUGCGGCCUUCGAUGGCAUCGAAGAGAAGAAUGUGGUGUCGUUCAAUGCGAUGAUCACAGCGUAUGCCCAGAACGGGCAUUCCAGGCAGGGACUGGGCCUCUUUCGGAAGCUGCUGCUGCUGGACUCCAAGAUGGCAAACAUCGUAAGCUUUAUCUCUGUGAUCAAGUCGUGCUGUGACGAGAGGCUCGAGGAGUGCAGAUGGAUCCACGGGCUGGUCGACGAAGCUGGACUGUCUACCUCGAACAUCGUCGUUGGGACGGCUCUCAUCAACAUGUACGCUGUCUGUGGCAGCGUGGCUGACGCCGAGGCUGUCUUCGGUUCCAUGGAAAGCAGGAAUGAGAUCACUUGGAGUGCUCUCAUUGCAGCUCAUGCAGCCGUUCCAGGACACGCUUGUCAGAUCUGGGACAUCUUCCGGGCCAUGGAGAACAGUGGCGUGGUUCCCAACGAAGUCACUUUCAUCAGCAUGCUCUCAUCGUGCACUGUUGCCGAAGAUCUAUCUGUUGGCAGACUGAUCCACGAAGCUACGGACAAGUAUGGAUAUGGAUCCGAUGUUGUCGUCGGCAAUUCGGUUCUUAACAUGUACGGGAAGUGCGGAGAUGUUGACCGAGCAAGACAGCUCUUCGACGAGAUGGGUGACAAGCACGCGGCUCCGGUUGCCUGGAACUCGCUGAUGGGAGCAUACACGCAGACCAGGAACUUUGUCCAGGCCGUGGAGCUUUUCAGCCUCAUGCAGCUGGAAGGCGUCAGCGCCAACAAGGUGACUUUUCUGGCUGCUCUCAACGCUUGCGCGGGCCUGGCCGAGAUGACUGCUGCGUAUGCUUCCCAGCAGGGACACGACCAGGACGUGCUGAGAGAAUUCCACCUUAUGCAUUCGCACGGCUUGAUUCCCGAGGAUGGAGUCUUUGUAGCUGCACUGAACGCUUGCUCCAACUUGGGAGCGCUCAAGCAAGGCAAGCUCGUGCACUACUUGGUCCGGGAGACCGGGGUCGAAUCCACCGACGUCUUCACCGCUCUGGUAAACAUGUAUGGCAAAUGUGGGGAGCUUCUAAUUGCCAGGGAGAUUUUCAGCAGCGUGCCUGACGAGUUCCGGGACGCUCUCACCUGGAACGCGCUCAUCAACGCGCACACGCAGCAGGGCAAACCGGAGGAAGCUUUGAGUUUCUACCGGAGAAUGCAGCAGGAGGGAACGCGACCGAGAAAGAGCGUAUUCGUCUCGGUGCUCAACGCAGUGGCUGCUCUUGGAUCGUCCGUGGAAGGCCGCAGAAUCCACGAACAGGUUGCCGAGUGCUUGCUUGAUCUGGACUCCACAGUGGGAACUUUGCUGGUAAACAUGUACGCCAAGAGUGGAGACGUGGACACCGCCUGGGAGAUCUUCGAGAGGAUGCAGCACUCAGACACGGUCACCUGGAACUCGAUGCUAGGGGCGUGCAUCCAACAGAGACAGCGUCCUUCAGAGGCUCCACACGAGCAGCAGGAAAACGAAGCCGUGGUCGUCAGGCUCUUCGCCCGGAUGCUACUGGAAGGGAUAAGAGUGGACAGAGUGACGCUGCUCACCAUGCUCUCGGCCUGUGCCUCGCACGCCAGCCUCUCGCACGGCAAGAAGCUUCACGGCCUCGUUUCCGAGCUCAACCUCUCGCUGGAAUCUGACACAGGCCUCUUCAACGCGCUGGUCACCAUGUACUCGCGGUGUGGAAGCUGGGAAGUCUCGCAAGCGAUGUUCCACGCGAUGGGCUCGUACCACGGCGACUUGAUCACCUGGAACUCGAUGAUCACGGCGUGUGCCCAGCACGGACAGGCGCUCCAGGCGGUGGAACUGGUGAGAGGGAUGGAACAAGCAGGGUGGUCGCCGGACAAGGUGACGCUCACGGUGAUACUCUCGGCGUGUAGUCACGCGGGGCUGCUAGACAAGGCGUACGAGUGCUUCCAGCUGAUGCGGGGCGAGUAUGAGAUUGAUCCGGGGCCGGAUCACUACGGCAGCAUUGUGGAUCUGCUGUGCCGGGCUGGGAAGCUCGGGGAGGCCGAGGCGCUGAUCGAGAAGCUCCCAGAUCCGGCCAGCGCCGUGACAUGGAGGAGCUUGCUUGGGGGAUGUAGCAACCAUGGAGAUUUGGUGCUUGGGAGACGAGCUGCCGACGAGUUGUUUGGGAUGGAUCCCAGGCACCACACCACCUAUGUCAUGCUCUCCAACACUUACUGUGGCUGAAACAAAGAUACCAAGGGUUGACUCUGCCAUUCAGUCAAGUCCCUCACUAUAUGGGUUGACUCACGGUAACACUCCACGGUAACAGCUGGAGCUUUUGCGUCACGUCGCUGUGCAUGGCCACCCCCCAGCCGAAGUCCGAGCGCACCGUUUCCAUGAAUUGCUCCCCGAUGCUCUCGGCCGUCUCCAAACUCUUGAAGAAGGAAUGGCAGGCUCCUCCCUUAUGCUGCAUCAUCUUCAAUGGCUCCGCUUCGUCCACAGCGAGCUGGAGAACGAAGCAGAGAUGGAGCAAGGGCCUCGAGCUCCUGGGAAACAGGCUCCGAGAUCCCCCACCGCCGUGUAGCUCGCAUCGGCAACAAUGAACCACGUCGCUUCCCAAGUCGUGAUCAAACCAAAGCGUGUCUCAUUGAAUCUCAUGUAACAGAGAAGUCGCAGGAGGAGAUGCUUGAAACACUCGUUUGGGCUGGUGAUCACAGUUCCUCGGCUGACAAAGCGGGCAAAGACUCGGGUGAUUCUACACACAGCCGUCUUCCGCCGUUAGUGCGACCUCGGGCAAUCCCAGCUUGGGCUUGUAGCGAUGGCAGGAAGCAGUAUUCACCAGUAUUGCGGCAAUUUGAAAGAGAGCCAGUUUCGUCCUAAGAUGCCCGCUCUGUUCUGGGCAUAUGUUGUGAGCUUUGCAAUUGAAAUUCCGCCA
Selaginella moellendorffii is the source of this 3576-nucleotide messenger RNA. Its product is annotated as pentatricopeptide repeat-containing protein At4g18520, chloroplastic. The record is from RefSeq and is a predicted model, not a curated record. Gene Ontology annotation, molecular function: RNA binding; protein binding. Lineage: Eukaryota; Viridiplantae; Streptophyta; Lycopodiopsida; Selaginellales; Selaginellaceae. Gene Ontology annotation, biological process: RNA modification. The transcript has 7 exons. The coding region runs from base 423 to 2885 and encodes 820 amino acids.